Messenger RNA from Lampris incognitus (smalleye Pacific opah), 3879 nucleotides. It is a transcript of the gene ccdc59, whose product is annotated as coiled-coil domain containing 59. The record is from RefSeq and is a predicted model, not a curated record. Gene Ontology annotation, cellular component: nucleus. Lineage: Eukaryota; Metazoa; Chordata; Actinopteri; Lampriformes; Lampridae. The transcript is spliced from 4 exons. The coding region runs from base 81 to 821 and encodes 246 amino acids.
GGCAGGCUGAGGCGGCAUGGAGCUUUUGUAAACAUCUCACCUUUCCACACCUGAGUUAGGCGGCACAUGUGAACCAGAAAAUGAAGAAUGCAGGGAAGGUGACGGAGAAAAGCGAUGCGUGGAAGGCAUCCAAUAAUAAGCGAGUAGGUGUCAAUAAGAAAAGGAAAUGGAUCCCCGAGCACAAAGUGUUUGAUGGCAGUGUUAAAGAAGGUCAGGGAUUUGCAUACAAGAGAAAGCAGAAGGUCCAAUAUGAGUACAACAAACUGCUGCGGAAGGAGAGAAAGAAGAUGCCUCAGUCCAACACGCUGUAUAAGGAGGACUACCCAGAGCACCUCAAACAUCUGUACUUGGCUGAGGCCGAGAAGCUGAAAAACGAGACUCGGAUGAAUAAACAGAAGCGAAAUAAAUGUAGAAUGGAGGCGAAGUCAAAAUUCGUAUCUGCAAGUGAUGGCACCACAGACCAGUCUUCUGCACCAUCGGUUGCUGCUGUAACUGAGCAGUCUGACACUGUGAAGCCUGAACUAACAGUCCCCGAAGUAACAGAAAACCUCCCCAUGAGCAACCGCAUGAAGAAAAAACUGAUGAGGAAGACAUCCUACCAGAAGACAAGAGAAGAAUUUGAGAAGGUCAAAGAAAACCGCAGAAGGAAGAAAGAGGAAUACCAGAAGAACAAGCAGCAGAGAGAGGAGGCCAUUCAGAAGUACAAACAGAAAAAGAAGGAGACGUUCCAAAUUUUGAGUAAAAAGACCAAGAAAGGACAGCCCAACCUGAACCUCCGGAUGGAGUGCCUACUUCAGAAAAUCCAAGGAGCUGGAAAAUGAUCGCAAAGUAAGCCUGAUGUUGGACAAUUAAUAGAAAAAGAGAGGCACUUGCCCUCAUUUGGGCAGCGUCAGUUACACAAUUGUUUAAUGGUAACUGCUGAACUAGACCGCUGAAAAGGACUAAAUUGUCAUUUGUUAAUUUUUUUUUUUUGGUUUACUUUGUUGUGUCCCACUAAACCUUGUCCAAAUAGGGUUAGUAUUGAAAGACAACAUGGAAACUUGGUUUACAUUGUGUAACAGUCAUUAUAAGGCAUAAUCUGCAAAGCUGAUGUGGUUUACUCAGUUAGUCUCAUCUACUAUUAGGGAUGGGUAAUGAAACCCGGUAUUAAAUGGGCACUGGUGCUAAAUUAUUAAAGGCCGUAGUAUUGAUAAACUCCGUCAUUAAUGGUUCUGCUAUCGGUAUUGGAGAAAUUAAGAAAAUAAACUUCCUAUUUAUUUAGGCUACAUAAAUGUUAUCUUGCACCUUUUAUCUCACCAACUCCGUUUCUAAUUUGCAAUAAGAUUAAGACAUUUGUCUGUGAUGCAUUUUUGCUAUUCCCAAUCCAGAAGAGAGAUCUCGCUCUCGGAGCCUGUCGUAUGUGCGAACCGAGGGGCGGGGCCAGCUCUCUGCCUCUCUCAGACGCACACACACACAGAGCCUGUCCUUAGUGACAAUGGCAGAGAGAGAAUGAAACGAUCAAAAGUCUGGUUAUACGUCACUGGAGUCGAUGCUGACGACGCUUGUUGCCACAAGUGCAACAAGUCUUUUGCAUUUAAGGGCAGAGACACAAGCAAUAUUUCAAAAAAAUCUAGCGAAAUUGCAUCAAAUACAGGCAGGGGAAGGGGGAAUACACAGUUUUCGACUGCCUAGCUGGUGAUUCAUCUGUCGUUGCCCCAUCCACCUCAGGUAUGUUAUGUAUGCUAAGCAGCCUAGAGCCUACACGGAGUUAACUAAAUUAUACAAACAUGGAUUGAUGAUUAAUGUGGACAGCACGGUGGCGCAGUGAUUACCACAGUCGCCUCACAGCAAGAAGGUCCUAGGUUCGAGCCCCGGGGUAGUCCAACCUUGGGGGUCGUUCUCUGUGUGGAGUUUGCAUGUUCUCCCCAUGUCUGUGUGGGUUUCCUCCAGGUGCUCCGGUUUCCUCCCACAGUCCAAAGACAUGUAGGUCAGGUGAAUCGGCCGUACUAAACUUGUCCCUAGGUGUGUGUGUGUGUGUGUGUGUGUGUGUGUGUGUGUGUGUGUGUGUGUGUGUGUGUGUGUGUGUGUGUGUGUGUGUGUGUGUGUGUGUGUGUGUUCAGCCCUGUGAUGGCCUGGUGCCUGUCCAGGGUGUCUCCCGCCUGCCACCCGGUGACUGCUGGGAUCGGCUCCAGCAUCCCCGUGACCCUGAGAGCAGGAUAAGCGGUUUGGAUAAUGGAUGGAUGGAUGGAUGGAUGGAUGGAUGGAUGGAUGGGUUAAUGAUUAAGAGUAACGCUCUGUCCUGACAUGAGAAAAUAAAGCAAUGUUAAUUCUAUUCUUAAUUUUUCUUUUUUUUUUUCUUAAAAAAAUAACAAAAAGAACCAAUAAGAGUAUCAUUAAAAGUACCAGAUCGAUAAGCGGUAUUGGUAGGAGUAGCAGUAAUCUUAAUGAUACCCAUCCCUGUCUACUAUUAACCGCGGUGGACGUUCUUGUCAGAUUCCAGAAUAAGUCAUGAACUGCUGCUUUUUAACUGCAAAGUAUUUGUAAUUUGUAUUAAACACAGACCAUCACUACAGAAAGCACUUACUCAACAGAGGAUGUGAGUGUCUGUCUGGCUAAAAACAAGUGGGUUAUUCGCUAAAUAUUACUCCCAUGGGCUUGUAUCACACACAAUUUAUGUGUUUGGGAUUCAUUGAAAUAACUGAAUAAUGCUGGUGAAAACGAAAUUACCACAAACCCUCCAGCAAUACUUAACCGUUUUAGACAAGGCUUUAGGUCACUGUGAGACUUAAUUUGAUUCGCCUGUUAUCCCCCAUCUGUUACUUAAUGAUUUAUUUGACGUUUCCCCUUUAUUUUACACCACAAGAUGGCACCAUAACCCCAGGAGAUAAAACUUUUGUACAGGGGCGAUGGAUGGCAUUGGUUGCCUAUCAGUUUUAGAACUGAUUUUAAGAUUUUAUUACUAGUUUUUUAAAUCACUGGCUACCCUGGCACCAGUCCGUCUCUCAGACUUGCGGUUUAGAUAUGUACCCAGCGGGUACCUCAGAUCCUCUGCAGCUGGCCUCCUUGUCGUCCCAAGGAUCGCAACAAAACAUGUAUGGGGGAGACGGCUUUUAACCACUGUCGCCCUAGUCUCUGGAACAGUCUGCCUGAGGACCUGAGGGGGUCCACCUCUGUGGACAUUUUUAAAGGAAAACUCAAGACGAUGUCUUUUUAGCCUGGCUUUUACUUAAGGUGCCUUGUCAUUUGAAUCAGUUCAUCUGGACACAACGUUUAUUGACAGAUACGUUUCAUCACUCGGCUAAGUGACCUCUUCAGUCUCAGCUGACUGCAGGUGUCCUCACCCUUAUAAACAAUACAGUGGCAUAACGACCGAAACCAACCAUCGGUUUCAUAUGCAAAUUGCUGUGACCAUUAACUAGAGUUUCAAUGGCCAUGAGUACUAUUCACACAGGAUUUGGGAAUAGUUGCAAUCACAGCAUUGUAAGAUGGUGACUCCCCCCCCCCCCUCCCAGUUCAGGGACGGUCAUUCCCUCUUCACAUAGGUGGCCCAGUUCAAACCAGCGUUCCUCCCUAUCAAGGGUGUGAUAAUCAAGGAUGCAUCAAAUGAAAAGGAUGGGCACAUUGCACAUCCUCAUCAAGGAUGUUCCCAUCCCUGUCAUUUGAUUUUUUAUUAACCUGUUGUUGCUUACUUUUUUAAUUUGUUGUUGGCUUUUUUUGUGCAUUUACUCCCCUCUGUUCGCUUACGUUUCUGUUGCAUUGUUUUUGAUCACGUGCAGCACAUUGGGCUAAAGCCACUAUAUGAAAUGUGCUGUAUAAAUAAAGACUGAUUGAUUGAUGCUAGUCUUGCUGCAUUGUCUCACUUUUUCUUAUUUUGAUCUAGAAAUGUAUGAACAUCAAUUU